AUGACCAGCUCCAGGACUUGGGACCAGGUCCCCGAGACCAUCAGUUUGAUGAAGCAGAUGGGCAUCCGCUUGUGGGUGCUCACCGGCGACAAGACGGAGACCGCGGUGGACAUCGCCAGGUCUUGCAGCCUCUUCACCAGCUCCACCACCCUGGCUUACGCCGUGAACGCCAAGGACGCAAAGGACGCGGAGGACUUGCUGCUCAAGGCAUAUUGUGACUUGGAGGGCAAGCCAGACGCUGGCAUCGUGCUCGACGGCAGCACCCUCCUGCACGCGCUGCGGGAGCCCCAGUGCCGCAAGGUCAUCUACGACCUGGGCAUGGUCAGCCGCUCGUGCAUCUGCGCGCGCCUGAGCCCCCAGCAGAAGCUGCAUCUCGUCCAGCUGGUGCGCGAGCAGGACCCGACAUCCAUCACGCUCGCGGUCGGUGACGGCGCGAACGACGUCCCGAUGAUCUACGGCGCGCAUCUCGGCAUCGCGAUCCGCGGGAAGGAGGGCACUCAGGCGGUGCAGGCGUCCGACAUCGCCAUCUCGCAGUUUCGUUACCUGAUGCCGCUGUUGCAGUGCCACGGGCGCCGUGCGUACAGGCGCGUGGCGCUGUUUUUGUGCUUCUUCUUGUACAAGAACAUCACGCUCAUCAUGCUGGACAUGGUGUGGAUGUUUCAGUUUAAGUUCAAGGGCAUGGUCGCCGUGCCAGAGUGGCUGUCUAUCAACUUCAACCCAAUGUUCACAUCGUUACAUAUGCUUCUAGUGCUCGGCCUCGACAGAGACAUCUCAGACGAGGAUGCCAACAAACAUCCAGCUCUUUACAAGAUCGGCCCUGCUCGCAAGCUCUUCAAUUUGAGAGUGUUUUCCAAGUGGGUGGUCAUAGGUAUCUACCAUGGCGCGGUCUGUUGGCUGGUGCCUUUCCAUCUCAUAGAUCCUGAUAUUGAGCAUCUCGUGAAGGAUGAUCCCUCCGACUUCUGGACCUCCUCUGUCACCUCUUUCUCGUCCGUAGUCUUCGUGGUAUGCCUCAAGCUGAUGCUCGUCGCCCAGAACCCCUGGGGGCUUCACACGUGGCUUCCCACGCUGAUCUCAUUCAUCAUGCUCGGCGUCGUAGUUUUCUGUUUCAGCUAUGUGUGGUUCGGUCCCACGAUGCAGCCCAACAUGAAGGGGAUGUUUGGUACCAUGGUUGAGAACAAGAAUGUUCCGUUGUCGAUGAUUGCAGUUUGUGUGAUUGCUUUGGUUCCCGACGUGACCAUGCUCGUUGUCCAGCAGUUGUUCUUCCCCUCCGAGCUGGACACGGUACGCCGCAAGUCGCGGAAGCAGGAGGCCAUCUCAUAG
Messenger RNA from Prorocentrum cordatum, 1320 nucleotides. Lineage: Eukaryota; Dinophyceae; Prorocentrales; Prorocentraceae. The record is from the annotation of a GenBank genome assembly.